AAAUUUCGAGUAUACCCUUAUCCUUUCCGGCCAGCGCCGGCCACAGGCCACAGCUCCUCCCACCGUCACCAUGGCCGCCACCGCCACGUCCCUAGGCCUCGCUCUCCACCGCCGAGACCACGACCCUAGCUCCCACCGCCGCCCCGUCCCCUCCUCGUCCCUGAUCUCUACCUCCGCCUUCCGCAGCCGCAGCCGCAGGGCCAAGUGCAGCCGCAGGGUUGUGCCUCCACUGUCCGCUGCCGCCGGUGAUCUGGAAGUUGAGUACCAGUGUCAAGCAACUCCUCCAGGUUACCAAAGAGAAUUAAAUUCUUGGGGCAGAUUUUGAUGUUAUUCGGGAGUAACGUUGACAUAUCUUGAUGUUGAUGUGAUAUCGGGAGCAUUGCAUGCUAUGAAAUGACAUUAGCACCAUAUUUUCUAUGGAAGUAUCAGAAGGACAAACAUUGAAGCAUUCACCUAACAACGUAAUGCUGUCUUCAUCAAGUACAAAAGCUACUUCCUCCAUGGCUGACCAUGUUUCUCUUGGCAACCUCCACCACCACCCCAACAGCCAGUCCUCCUGUUUUGCUACCUCAAAACCAAACCAUGACAAUACCCAUAAAUGCAACCACUCCCCAAAAAUUCCUAGACGGUCUCUCGUCUUACUCCCUGCGUCCUCUCUUCUCCUCUCUGCGUCCUCCUCCUUUGCCAUAGACAAUUCAAACGCUUCAUCCUCCUCCACAAUUGACACCACCAUCACCGACCGCAUAUUCAUGGACUUUAGCAUCUGUCCAAGCUUCUUUAGCAAUGACCGCACGUUAGGAGCUGAACUUGCUACAUGCCCUGAUUCCGAGCCCCUCGGACGUGUAGUCUUUGGUCUCUAUGGUCGGCUACUCCCGAUCACUACUGCCAACUUCAAAACUACCUGCACUACUUCUGCAUAUCGAGGCACACUUGUCCACAAGGUGCUUCAAGGUCAGUUCUUUGCUGCUGGCCGACAAGGUUCUCGGCGUGAUAAAGGUGUGGUCCAACCUCCCUCAAAGCUUGUAAGAAAUGUUGAGACUGUUGAUCCUAAAGCGUAUCAACUAAGACAUGCAAGGCCUGGCACCCUAUCCCUGUGUCUUGAGCAGAAUGACGACGACGAUAGUAUCAAACUCAGUCCCAAUUAUCACAAUGUUGAAUUCCUGGUGACCACAGGGCCAGGGCCCUGUCCAGAGCUUGAUGAUCAGAACAUUGUCUUUGGAACUGUAUUAGAAGGAAUGGACGUUAUCACCAGCAUUGCAAGCAUCCCUACCUACAAACCAGGUGAAAGGAUCCAAUUCUUCAAUGAUUUUGCACAGCUGAUUGGCGAUGAAAGAGCUCAGUCUGCCAGAGCUAUGUGGGACCGCCCACAGAAAACCGUAUAUAUCAGCGGUUGCGGGGAGCUGAAAGUGACCAAGCCAUCCCUUUCCCCUCCUAGCUUGCCAUGAUAAGUACUGUAUAGAUGCAAUUUUCCUGUAAUUACUAUUCCAUGUAGCUGUAUCUCUACCUAUAAUAUGAUAUUCUGUAUCUUACAUAAAAAAAUGAAAACCAAUACCUCCACCCA
Aegilops tauschii subsp. strangulata is the source of this 1561-nucleotide messenger RNA. Its product is annotated as peptidyl-prolyl cis-trans isomerase CYP28, chloroplastic. Lineage: Eukaryota; Viridiplantae; Streptophyta; Magnoliopsida; Poales; Poaceae. Gene Ontology annotation, cellular component: chloroplast. The record is from RefSeq and is a predicted model, not a curated record. Gene Ontology annotation, molecular function: peptidyl-prolyl cis-trans isomerase activity. Gene Ontology annotation, biological process: protein peptidyl-prolyl isomerization.